AUGUCGGAGGAGCUGUGCGCGAGGCAGCUCCGCUUCAGCAAGGAGGCAAUCCGGCGCCUGUGUGACAUCCUGCAGGAGGACUUGAGGCCCAGCUCCAAAUGCCGCACGGCUUUAUCCGUGGCAACGAAGGUAACGACCGCCCUGAAUUUUUACGCGUGCGGGUCCUUUCAGUCCAGCGUCGGUGACAUGUGCAAGAUCACCCAGAGCGCGGCCAGGGCCUGCAUCCACCAGGUCACCGACGCUGUCUUCCGCAGGGCUUCUGAUUUCAUUCAUUUUGACAUGUCCCCAUCGCAGGCGAGUGACAGGGCCAUCAGGUUUCACCGCAUCGCCGGCUUCCCCAAAGUGCUCGGGGUGAUCGGUGGAACCCACAUCCAGCUGAAGGCCCCGAACGAUGAGCCCGUUUCCUACAUUAACAGGAGGGGGUUCCACUCACUCAAUGUCAUGAUCAUUUGCGAUGCCCAGAUGCGCAUCCUGAACGUGAACGCAGAUCAAAAGGGAAGCGCCGACGACGCCCUGGUCCUGGAGAACUCAAACCUGUACCACUUCAUGAGCAAGUUACCGCAGAGAGCUGGCUGGCUGUUAGGCGACAAUGGCUACCCACUGAAAACGUGGCUGAUGGUACCUUACAGCAGGGCCAAAAAUGAAGCGCAGGAAAGUUAUAACCGGGCUCACGUCUGCACGCGCCAGAGGGUGGAGGGGACAAUCAGGCUGCUGAAAUCACGUUUCCGGUGCCUGGACAGGACAAGGGGCAUUUUGCAAUAUUCUCCGGUUAAGGUGUCGAAGAUUGUGGUGGCCUGCUGCGCCUUGCACAACUUUGCCUUGCAGGAAGGGCUGGCCCUUCCCCCCACGGAGGAGGGGGUGCCAGAAGCGGAGGAGAUGGAGGACGAAGAUGUGGACGCCGAUGGGGCCGGGCCUCAGGAGGAGCCCCAGGAAGCUCCGGCUGCGGCUGCCAGGGCGGCUAGAGAGCAGCUGGUGGAUGAUAGAUUCGGACUUUGA
Messenger RNA from Carcharodon carcharias (great white shark), 996 nucleotides. Its product is annotated as putative nuclease HARBI1. The coding region runs from base 1 to 996 and encodes 331 amino acids. Lineage: Eukaryota; Metazoa; Chordata; Chondrichthyes; Lamniformes; Lamnidae. The transcript has a single exon. The record is from RefSeq and is a predicted model, not a curated record.